Gasterosteus aculeatus aculeatus (three-spined stickleback) is the source of this 4603-nucleotide messenger RNA. RefSeq names its product beta-1,4-galactosyltransferase 3. Gene Ontology annotation, cellular component: Golgi apparatus. The record is from RefSeq and is a predicted model, not a curated record. Gene Ontology annotation, molecular function: galactosyltransferase activity. Gene Ontology annotation, biological process: carbohydrate metabolic process. Lineage: Eukaryota; Metazoa; Chordata; Actinopteri; Perciformes; Gasterosteidae.
ACCGGCACCGCUCCUGAUAACAACUGGUGGAGCAGCCACGCAUCGCAUCAAUAUCGCGUGAAGUUUUGGGGUUUUCCUGCGGGAGGAGGAGGGAGGAGGCACCGACUCGCUCUGCGAUCACAGCGGCCGCCGCGCAGCGACAACUUCGCCCCGCGUCCGACCUGCAAUGGAGGGAGGCUGUCGUCGCGGAUAUCGACGGUUAACGGCGACCUAAACCGAGCGGGGGACGGAGGCAGACCGGCCGAGCCGUGCUGGAGUGACUGGUCCCGUUCCGGUCCUUCCUGUCCGGUGGCUGUUGGUCCAAAGAGCUGCUCGAGGUGUCUCAGAGAGGAGGAUUGCAUCCUCACACGACAAUAACCGAGGGAAUCAAAGCUCUUCCCCCUUUCUCAGCCUUACCCCCCCUGACCACUCCUACCACUCUGGUUCGUGGUGAACUCCCCCGGUCUCGCCAGCCAGCCAGUCGGUGAGUCCAUGGAAGCUGUGUAAUCCUCUGUAAAGUAAAGGGCCCGUACGGCUGCGCUUGCUGCCUUUUGUCAUGGCGGUGGCUGUUGUUGCUGCGGAGGCCUCUCUCAGGAGAACACAGAAGGCGGCAUAAAGCCCACAAAGUGAGGAAGAGCGGGCCGAGUGGGAGACAUCAACGCUGCAAUUUGUUUGACCGGAGGAGAAUGAGCUUCACAGGGCAACGGGUGGAAUUCGAAGGGGGUGAAAGUACAUGAUGCACCCGAAAGCGAUCCCGAAUCGGACCAACUGUCGACUUUGGAGAUGUUUGCCACAUAGUGGCCUGCAGCGAGGAAUGCAGUGAAAAAAGAGAAAAGAAGGAAACAUUUUUUUUUUUCUUCUUGGUUUGGAGUAUUUUUCUAUUUUUCCUCAUCUGUGGUCCUAAUUACAGCCUUUCCCAAGUGCCUUUUUUGUUUCACUUUUUGUCAUUUGCCAUUUUUCAUAUAACAUAAAGUAACCGUCACAUUCAAUAGCCAUAUUUUAGAGUUCCCAAACAAGGUUUGACACCAGCCGCCACCAAAUCCACCGUUGGCAACAAUCCCUUUUUUUAGAAUUCUGCUUGGGGAUAAUUUACUAAGUACCAGGAUUCUGUCCGCUAGAGUCCGGUUGCGACCGAGCAAAGUGACUCCCCGCGCUUCCUUCGCCCAACGCUCGUUGCUUUGACAACACGGCGUCGUCGCCAUGAUCGGCAUCCAGUCCAAAUGGCGCUACCUUUUCAUGUUCCUGGGCAUUCAGCUGGUGGUCAUGGCGCUGCUGUCCCGGGAGGGGUACCAGAAGAGGGUCUCCUACUUCAUCCGCAUCUUCCGCAAGCCUGACGUCACGGGGCUGUCUGGCCGCAACCACACAGCGCUGGGCAUCGCUGGAGGGGACGUGUACGCCAACCUCUCCCACCUGUCCAGAAGACACGGCCAUGGAGACGUGAUGCCUUACUGCCCGAAGACGUCCCCUCUUAUUGGCGGGCCGAUCCACGUCAGCUUUCCGUCGGGCCUCACGCUGGCGGAGGUCCAGAGGAAAAACCCACUGGUGGUGCGCGGGGGACGCUACAGGCCGCCCGACUGCGAGGCGAGGCACCGGACGGCCAUCAUCAUCCCCCACAGACACCGGGAGCAUCACCUCAAGUUCCUGCUGUACUACUUGCAUCCCUUUCUGCAGCGGCAACAGCUCAACUACGGGAUUUACGUCAUUCACCAGGCCGGAAACUACACCUUCAACCGGGCCAAGCUGAUGAAUGUGGGUUUCCGGGAGGCCAUGAAGGAGGAAGACUGGGACUGUCUCUUCUUCCAUGACGUGGACCUCAUCCCCGAGGACGAUCGCAACACCUACGUCUGCGACUCCAACCCCAAGCACGCGGCCAUCGACAUGGACAAGUUCGGCUACAAGCUUCCGUACAAGAUGUACUUCGGAGGAGUGUCUGCUCUGACGCCGCUGCACUACCUCAAGAUGAACGGCUUUCCCAACAACUACUGGGGCUGGGGGGGAGAGGACGACGAUAUCGGAGUCAGAGUGACUCUGGGGGGGAUGUACAUCACUCGUCCAUCAGUGAAGGUCGGCCGCUACAGGAUGAUUAAACACAAGCUGGACAAAGGCAACGACGUGAACCCCAAGAGGUUCAACAUGCUGGCCAAGACGAGGCAGACGUGGAAGUCGGACGGGAUGAACACUGCUGAAUACGAGACAAUCUCACGGCAGUACAUGCCUCUCUACACCAACAUCACGGUCAACAUCGGCACCGAGGCCGGUCUACACCCACCCCCUGCCAAAGCUGGAGUCAAAGAACCUGGCGGAGGGCCGGCUAAAGGGCCGGCUAAAGGGCCGGCUAAAGGGCCGGCUAAAGGGCCGGCCAAAACCUCUGCCAGACUGAAAGAGGCCCACACGGAGAAGAAGAGCACUCAAUAGGAGCCGUAAUGACUGUUCAGCGUGGCACUACUUCCAUGGGAUAAUCCUGGUGGUGGUUUUUCUCCACCUGGAGUUUUCUUUCCUAUUUUCAGAUUCAGCGUCUGUGGAAGAGUUGGUUAGCGCUGGUUUAACAUUGUUCUGCCUCGCGGACACACCGGGGUGCUCGUUUGGGUGAUUGAAGCACCCGAUGGAUUAAGAAUAAGAACGAUUGAUGGGGAUUCGUCACCCCCCCCCCCCAUGCUGGUCCCUGUACACCACUGAUUCUUCUUCUUCUUCCCGGGGAGCCACAGUGAAGCGUGAGCGACAAAAGUUGGACUCUGUGAGUUUAUAUAUCUACGGCGCCGUGGUCGCUGUUUAAACCUUGUGAUGCCUUUAGAAGCCUGUACUUCCUUUUUUUUUUUUUUGUGUGUGUCUUUUCACUCGUACCUUAUGUUGUUUAGAUAUUUGGGUUUACUGAGCGCUGGCUGCAAUUUCCAGCAGUCGCUCUUUUUUUUUUUGGUCGUGAUUCCAAUGCCUAAACCAGUGAAAGAGGUGGUUUCUGGUUUCCAGUCGAGUGUGAAGCUGCUACAAUAAGUACUGAAUGAAGAAGGCGCACAGAUGUGUGUAUUGCUGCUUCUGACACAACGGUGCGCGUGUCCCAUCUGUCUGGUUGAGAGAUGCCGGCCUGUAUCCGUUCUGAUUUGCGUAUAUCAAAAAAAAGACAGCCGAUGCUGUUCGUGUGAACGAGAGAAGUUCUGUACUCGGAGGCCCAAAGGUACAGUUCCUUUUGUGUAGCAUAUCAAAUACCUGCAACAUUUGACUGAAUCUCGUCUUUGUGCUUUUGCCUUUUUUCAGAGCAGGUGUCUUCAGAUGAGCUUGAGAUUCACAUCAAAAUGGAGUUUUUCUUUCUGUAGCCGUGUACUUUAUAUCUCUGUAUCCCUCAAGAGUGCCAGCUUCCUCCCGUUACCCUUCAUCGUCGAGAAAUGACCUGGAAAAAGCUUUAGCGCCGCCCAGCCCCAAAUGGUUAUUUCUUCAGCAUUAUCCGGUCCAGGAAUGUAGAUUUUCUAAAUGCUGCUGUUUCAAGCUCACGGUGACGUAGCCAAACAAGAAGGGUCGCACAGUGCCGCUGGCGAGAAAUCAAACGAAACAAAAUGUUUCCAAUGUCUUGAGCCUGUUAAUCAGGAAAUUGGUCUCCCAGCUCGACUGUGUGGGUCUUUUUGUUUCCCGACAAACGUGUCUUCCACUCGCAAUCACACGGAGACGCGCCCCCAACCCCCCUCUUCCACUAUCGUGCCCCCUGGCCUGCAUGUCGGCUUCACUUCUCUCCACUCUUGACAGAUUUGAUUGUAAACCCGAGAGAAGGUACUGGCGCUCCCACCCGGUGAGGGGGGGGGGGGGAAGCCGUGCUGAUAGCUGAAACCAAAAAUGACUGCGUGUGCGUGUGGACGGUAUGCGUGACGUGAAUAAACAUUCUCUUCCUACCAAUAUUUGUAGCAUAUUUAAAUUGUGUUGCAAUCUUAAACCAACAGGUAUUUCGUUUUCCCCACAUUUACAAACCCUGCAGUUCAUUUAGAGAAGGGAUGAGAAUAGUUAAUGAUGAGGGACUUUGUUUUUUCUACUGGAAACGCAGCUACACGUCCUCGUGGAAUUUGUCCGCUGACGAGAAGCUCAGCGAGUGGUUCCCUGUGAUUCCCAUAAAUAGACGACUAUAUACUGGUAUAUUGUUUUGAUGUGUAUUCGUAUUCAACUCUUAUGGCCUUAGCGACACACUCAAUACUCUUGGACACUUACACAAUAGCAAUUUUUAUACAAAGACUAAAUAUGCAUGGCAACCAAGCUUUUAGUGAGAGAAUGUUCUGGACACGAUACGGAGGUGAAGCAGCGCUCAUCCAGAAGUGCGUGCGUGUGUGUGUGUGUGUGUGUGUGUGUGUGUGUGUGUGUGUGUGAAGUCACAACCUACAUUUCUGCAUCGUUUACUUGACCUGAUUUAUUUUUUUUAAUUUAGCUACUUUUAUUAGAUUUGAUUCCUUUCUGCUGUGGUCAUGCUGCCCAGUCACAAGCGAGUACCGUGUGACUUUAGGAGUUAUUUCUGCUCAUUAUGAAUUCUGCACAGUCCAUAGUGGCCUUAAUUUCAUUAAUAAACUGAAUAUUCAAAAAGAUUUUUGUUGUUUCGUACCUUCAAAUAAAGUGGCGUUUGCGUCCCUCUCAAUGACGUUCCGCCAGGAGCAAA